CCUAUCUGAGGGCAGGGCUCCUUCUCUGGAAAGGAAGGGCUGGGGAAGGGAAGAAAAAAAAAUCAACACAGGUUUUCUUCUCAAUCUCAUCACACUCUCAAAUUCUUACUCCAGCUGAGUCCAACAAGGGUCAUCUUCCAUAGGCCUGGCACUUGCCAUUUAUUUUUUUUACCAGCCCCUUUCCUCCCAGAGAAACAGAAGGAUUUGCCUCCACUCUUUCUGUCUGAAUUCAACUCAAGUGGAAACAACCAUGCAGUUACAGGUAAAAGUGACAGCUCAAGUUCUGCUAUGCUUAGUCUUUCGCCACACAUUCAGUGCCCACACCCCCUGCCAGGAACCUUCAGAUGCAGAGCUAGAAUCUAUACUGAACCCCUAUCUUGCUUCUGGUGCUAGCUUAUUGGUUCAAGCAGAUGAGGUUUUGCCUGAUCAGGAACUGAAGGCAUGCCCUGUAAAUGUCAACCAGACUUCUUCCCAUCUCCAGGACAGAAGUACCUCACCCUGGUCAUACAGAGUGAGCGAAGACCCCAACCGGUACCCUCAGAAGAUAGUGGAAGCCUACUGCCUGUGUGAGGGCUGCCUGGUAAAUGGCCAGGAAGACAAGGCUGUGAACAGUGAACGCUUUUACCUGGAGGUGCCAGUGCUGCAGAAAUCCAACCAGUGUAAAAGGGGGCAGUAUGUUUACCAGCCCAACCAUCUGCAGGUUGCUCAGUUUUGCUUUUGCAGUUUUCCCUGACAUGCCAGAGCUGCAAAGUACUUUCACUUCUGCCCAUCACCUUGCAGCCAAUCUCGCUGCUGCUGCCAACACAGCACUGCCAUUGUCACUCGUCAUCAGAAUGAGCUGAUGAAAACCUGGAGGAGCCAAUGCCAUACUGAAACAUCAAUCAGUAGGCUCUUUAGUACCGCCCCUGAAUAUCACCAUAGGGCGCACUACCUAGAGACACAUCUACAGACCAGCACACAGCCUCACAGCCUUUGCUAACACCACCCAUGUUCUCUAGGGGUAUUUACAAUGACAAGCCUUAUUGCAAAAGUGGUUUCCUUGUGACCUCUCUUUCCAUGGGGAUGUAGGCCACAGACAAGUGUGACUGGCUCCUUCUCAGCUUCACUUAAUGCUAAGGUGGAUGUGAUCUACAGACCAUAGAGUUCUCCCUCAAAUACACUUUGUAGUUAACCCAUUUUAAUGCAGCCUGAGACACAGCUCUUAAGAUGGCAGCUGCUGAUUUGCAGUUAGACUCUAAGCCUGGAACUUGGAAAUGGUUCAUUAAUAACAGUAAGAUGAAACCAAAAAGUCCCUUCUUGAUGCCACUUAAAAGCAUCCGCACAGUUAGCUUUUUCUAAAAAAAUAAGCCUAUGCUAUUUUACAAUAGUCGGUGCAAGCCUGCAGCAUGCCUCCAGAAGCCAGCAUGUUUGGCACCAGUGCUGUAGAUGUAAAACACUGGAGUAGUUCUUUCAGUAGUGGAAGAAAUAGCUUUACUUCUGCACUGUUCACUGGAGACCUCCAGGAGAGGGAAGCAUGGCUUAAAACAAACCUUGGAUUUCUCUGGGGACGAAGCAUUUUAUUCUGGGAUUCCACUGACCAACAGGCCCAUUGUCCCACUUUGAGCCUGUGAUUUACUGAAAUAACCCUUCUCCCCUCAACAAGUGGGGCUAAUUCAAGUUAAUGGAAGUUCACAUUGCAUGUGUAAAAGACUGUCCUAUGCCUGUAUUGAUGCAAGUCAAACCAAGGGACAACAGCUAAACCUGACACCUGUUUUUAGCCUAUGUUCCUUUCCCAUGUGGACUUGCUUCCCCUCCUCCCCUACCAGGUUGUUGCUGAAAUGGGCUGUGAGGGAAACCAGGAACGACCUUGAUCCUCACUACUAAUAAAUGAUUUUUGACUUGGA
Messenger RNA from Gavialis gangeticus (Gharial), 1883 nucleotides. Its product is annotated as interleukin-17C-like. The transcript has 3 exons. NCBI's taxonomy places the organism in Eukaryota, Metazoa, Chordata, Crocodylia, Gavialidae. Gene Ontology annotation, biological process: inflammatory response. Gene Ontology annotation, cellular component: extracellular region. Gene Ontology annotation, molecular function: cytokine activity. The record is from RefSeq and is a predicted model, not a curated record. The coding region runs from base 251 to 733 and encodes 160 amino acids.